This is a messenger RNA of Girardinichthys multiradiatus, 2333 nucleotides long. RefSeq names its product transcription factor EC (gene tfec). The transcript is spliced from 10 exons. Gene Ontology annotation, molecular function: DNA-binding transcription factor activity, RNA polymerase II-specific; protein dimerization activity; RNA polymerase II cis-regulatory region sequence-specific DNA binding. Gene Ontology annotation, biological process: regulation of transcription by RNA polymerase II. The record is from RefSeq and is a predicted model, not a curated record. Gene Ontology annotation, cellular component: nucleus. Bases 213 to 1694 code for a protein of 493 amino acids. NCBI's taxonomy places the organism in Eukaryota, Metazoa, Chordata, Actinopteri, Cyprinodontiformes, Goodeidae.
UUCACUUGCUCAUGCUUCCAAGAAUGAUUCAGACAACAAAAGGAGGCACUUAAAUUAGAACGAUUUGGAGCAGGACUUGAAAACAGAAAAGAAGAUCGGCACAUCAAAAGGCAGCUGUUUUCCACAGAUUACAAACAGACCCAGUUUUGCAUUGCCAGAGAUGUUUCAGUCGUAUUCGGGCCCAGACAGCCAGUGGACGAUUAGUGAAAGAGAUGAAUCUCAGCCUUUGCAUGACUGUGGACCACAUCCGCACAGCUGGCCUCAGAUCUAUCAAAGCGACGCCAUCCAUCGUUCUGGCUUCCAACAUCCCUACGGUCAAGUCUACACCAGACCCCAAGCCCCUGCCGUGUGGCAAUAUAAUAACACGUGGAAGGGCCAAGAAGUGCAGGUCUUUUCGAGUGAGCUUCACAAGAGCUGCGGCUGCCGCUACAAUGCUGGAAUAUACCUGGUACGGGCAGGUCCAAAGCCACCUGGAGAACUCCAAGUUUCAUCUUCAUCAAAGCCAAAACCAGCCAGUGAAGGAAUACCUGACACUGGGUUCCAAGCUUGCCUCUUCGGCCGGAACCUGUCACACUGUGUCACAUCCACACGCCCCCGGCCAGCCGCUGGCCAACGUGCCGGUCAUGAGGAACGGACAUAUGCCCGCUGUCAGCGACGGGAGCAACCCUAACAGCCCCAUCACUCUGCUGACGAUGGGCAACCACGACGGUGAGUUUCCAAUGGAUGAAGUUAUUGAUGACCUAAUUAGUCUUGAAUCUGGCUUCAAUGAUGGAGGCUUGGAUUGCAUGGAGCCUAACAUCAUAAUGCAAAACAAUGUCUCCCUCAGUAGCAGCAUGCUGGACAUUUAUGGGGGUGAACAAGGUAUGAACCCCCUUAAUGGUGGAAUGAGUCCCACAUCUAAUCCCACAAAGUUCACUGUUAAAAGGGAAUUCACAGAGCAUGAUACCAGGGUUAUGGCCAAAGAAAGGCAGAAAAAGGACAAUCAUAAUUUGAUUGAACGAAGGCGAAGAUACAACAUUAACUACAGGAUUAAGGAGCUGGGUACGCUUAUUCCAAAGUCCAAUGACCCUGACAUGCGGUGGAACAAAGGCACCAUCCUGAAGGCCUCGGUGGAGUACAUAAGGUGGCUGCAGAAGGAGCAGCAACAUGCUCGGGAGCUGGAGAGCCGUCAAAAGAAGCUGGAGCAAGCCAACAGGAGGCUGCUCCUGAGGAUCCAGGAGCUUGAAAUCCAGGCACGAGCACAUGGACUCCCGAACAUGGCCACUGCCUUGGGGACGGUUGAACUGUCCUCCCACCUCCUUAAACAGCAGCAGCAAUCCCAAAACCAGACACAGCAACAGCAGCAGCAAACACAACAGCCACCCGUUUACCAGGAGGACCCGAACAGCGACUACGUCCAGAGGAUAGCCGUGGUGACAGGUGUGCCAUCCAUCGCCACCGCCGCUGCCAACGGCCCGCAGGACCACAUUCAGAGAGUCGAUGCCUGCAACACGUUCUCCGACCCGCUCUCCCAUUUCACAGACUUUUUCACUGCCACGCUUAAGGAGGAGAACCAGCUGGAUGAAAUCCUGAUGGAUGACCCGCUCUCGCCAUUCGGCACUGAUCCACUUCUGUCAGCUGGAUCCCCAGGGGCUGCUUCCAAGGACAGCAGCCGCAGGAGCAGCUUCAGCUCCGCCGAGGGCGACGACCUAUAAGGGUCCUUGAUCUUUGGUAUGAAACAAUGACUGCAAAGUUCAAACUCCUCCUGGUAAAGGGUCCUUGAAGACUGACUGGAUUUAGUUAUCCUAAUCUGGUUCUGACCACUGCAGAGGUGCAAAGCUGACAAACUAAGCAAAACCCCUAAAAGUGCCACUUGUUUAGAAGCCGUCAACUGUCUCCAAAGCUAACAUUGUAUGAUGCUUUAAAGCAAUAGUUCCAUCCAAUGAACAAACUGCUUUAAACUUUAUUACCACUGUUUUUAUCUGCCUCCCACAGAGGGCAGAAACAGACUUGUAUUAAAAAGGGAGACAUUUAUGAGUAAAAAUGUUAACUACUACUGGCUAUUUUUAAGUCAAACACUGUGGUGGUUACACACUGUAACAUAUGCAAAAUAAUUACUGAAAAUAUGCCUGAAGUGUACUUUUUUUCUACCAGUUUACAAAAGAAUCUUAGUCAGACAUUUGCAUUUUGUGAGGGAGGCCUUAUAUGAACUCCUAGGACAUGUAACAAAUGUACUCAUCUCAUUGCUUAACGUGUGCUUGGCUUUGUCCGUCUCUUUUACGGGUGUGCUUGUUAUUAUUUUUGUAUUUAUAUAUGCUUUAAUCUGUGUAUUCAUAUAAAAAUAUAUAAACACA